CGGUUUGUCUCGGCGGUGCAGGUCACUCCCUCCGUGCUGACAGCAGCUCAAUACGCGGUCAAAACUUACAGUCUUACCGAACUCGUCUGUUCCUACCUACCGCUUGUUUUGUUUUUUCCAUUUUCCUGAGGGUUUUGAGCGUUAUAGUGGUUUUAGUAACGUGUUAAAGUCGUCGGAGUUGUUGCUGUCUACCAGCAGGAAUAACCGCGUAGAUCUUGGCUUUUAGUUGAAGGCAGUGUGGAGGGGGGGAAAUGUCCAGCUGAGGACUGAAACUCCUGAAAACCACAGGGCCUCUGUUUUAAUGAUACAUCAAUGCUUCGAUAAUGGCGGUAAAGGCACAAGUUCUAUAUGACUUCAUUGCUGAGCCGGGAAACAACGAGUUGACAGUGAAAGAAGGGGAGACAGUCACUAUCACUAAUCAGGGUAUAGGAGGCGGCUGGAUUGAAGCACAGAACUCCAGAGGAGAACUUGGACUUGUGCCAGAGGACUACAUCGAGUUUCCAUCGUUCCCAGCAGCAGCAGCAGCACCCACAGCACCUACUCCAAAUUUAGGAAAUGUUGGCGCUCCAGAUCUGUCCAUCUUCGAUGCCUACGCUCCCCCAUCUGCACCUGCACAAAACCAGGUGGAUGCUAGGGGCUUAAGUCCCCAGCCGGAGACCCCUGAUACCCCCGUUUCCCCUUACCUUUCAUCCCCUGAUGAGGCUAGUAACGGUAACGAUCCCUGGUCGGUGUGGAACGCAGACCCUUCAGGGGGAGCCAACAACAACAACUGGGCGUCCAAUCCAGAGGGCACCCAGACUGGAAAGGGCGCUGCUGACCCCUGGAGCUCCGUACCACAGGGCCACCCUCAGGCUUACCAGGGCCCGGGAGCCGAGGACGAUGAAUGGGACGAUGAAUGGGAUGACGUGAAGUCUACUGGAGGUUACGCCGAGUCAGAAUCUGGAGAUGGCGGAGCACUGCAGAGAGGAGGAGCUCAUGCAUCUACCAUGAAAAUAUCCCUCAACAACAGGUUUCCUGGGUUUUCCAAGUCCGGUCCAGAGCUCUACCUCCUGUGCAAGCAGCUCGCCAAGAGCAAAGAAAAGUUACCGAUCUAUAUUGGAGAAGUUGGUCCCGUGUGGUCUUACCCUGAAAGUCAACUCGACUGCGUGGUCGCUGAUCCCAAGAAAGGCUCAAAGAUGUACGGCCUCAAGAGCUACAUCGAGUACCAAAUCACACCCAACACCACAAAUCGACCUGUCAAUCACAGAUACAAGCACUUUGAUUGGUUGUAUGAGAGGCUUCUAGACAAAUUUGGGUCAGCCAUCCCCAUUCCCUCUUUACCAGACAAGCAGGUGACAGGACGGUUUGAGGAAGAGUUUAUUAAGAUGCGUAUGGAGCGUUUGCAGGGCUGGAUGACCAGGAUGUGCAGGCAUCCGGUUGUUUCCAGCAGUGAAGUAUUCCAGACUUUCCUCACCUACAAGGAUGAAAAGGACUGGAAGACGGGAAAGAGAAAAGCAGAAAAAGACGAAACAGUCGGAGUCAUGAUUUUCUGCACAAUAGAACCUGAAGGUCAAGACCUGGAUCCUGUGGAAGUCGAACAGAAAUGCGAGCAGUUCAGCAGGUUUACCAAAGCCAUGGAUGACGGAGUGAAGGAAAUCCUCACUGUUGGCAACGAGCACUGGAAGAGAUGCACAGGGCCUUUGCCAAAAGAGUACCAGCGAAUCGGAAAGGCCUUCCAAAACCUGUCAUCUGUUUUCACCAGCAGUGGAUACCAAGGUGAGUCAACCCUGACUGAUGCCAUGACAGCAGCUGGAAAGACCUAUGAAGAAAUAGCUCAGAUGGUGGCAGAGCAGCCCAAGAAAGACCUCCACUUCCUCAUGGAGACUAACAAUGAAUAUAAGGGUCUUCUGGGAUGCUUCCCAGACACCAUUGGAGUACAUAAGGCAGCCAUAGACAAGGUGAAAGAGGGCGACAAGCUGGUAGCUACGAGUAAAAUUACCGCUCAGGAGAAAGUCACCAUGGCUAAACGAGUCAGCACCAUGUCUUACACAUUACAAGCUGAGAUGAACCACUUCCAUAGCAACCGUAUCUAUGACUACAACAGGGUCAUGCAGUUGUACCUGGAGGAGCAAGUCAAGUUUUACGAGACGAUCGCUGAAAAACUGAGACAAGCACACGGUCAGUUCACUACGAUGUGAAAGCAGCUGCCUUCAGUCUCCACUACAAGACAAGAGUAACAAAAGAAACAGCUCUACAUCCAAAAGAUUUUUGCUUUUCUGCAUUCUGCUCCCUCCCUUUAAAUUAAAUUUCACUUCUCCUUUUCUAUCAUACGUACCUCAUCUCUUCCUCUACUGCCCUUGUUAUCUGUUGCUCUCAGAUGUUUAUGGACAGCAAAGAGCAUGUGCAGCAGCUGAAACAAGAAGGGCCAGCAAUGAUAGAAGAGCGAGACACACUAUUAACCGACCCUCUUUCUUCUGCCCAAUACCUGCAGCUUGAGAUGAAGGAAGUAAACAUCUAAUCACAGUGUAUGGCUGUGAGUCAAACCCAGAGUUCUUUAAUGUGUUGCAAACACUUAAUGCAAAUAUGCACACUCUUGCAUUAUAUCUAAGCAAUAUUGGCAGGUUAUGAGUUUCAUGUUAAAAUGAAAGUAAAGGAGAGGAUUUACACAUCAUGCAAAACACACAGACACCAAAAACCAAAGCCAUGCUCUCCUCGAGCACAGGGGAGGAUUUCCAGAUGCAGCAUUGACAAAAAAAACAAGGGCUCUCUCAAGAGUCUUUUUGUGAAUUAAUUUUAUUCCCGCUUGGGUUCUUUUUGUCUAGUAAGUAAGUACCAUUAACAUUUUAGACCCCAAACAUCUUCAGUAAGUGCUCUUUUAAUUCUUGCAACAGUGUGUAUCCUCUGUAUGUAAACUGCUGGCAGUCCUUAGCCCCCUCUUUUCUUUUCUGCACUUCUUCAAAAGCUAACAGGAAGCACCACCCUUUCCUUGUCUUGCACGUGUGCCUUAUCCCUUUGAGGGAAAAAUUUGAAAUCGUUGACUUGGUUUUUUUGCCAUCCCCAGCCUGUGUACCGUGACACUGUAGUUUACAUUUCAGAAGAGAAGACAAAAAAAUGUUGGAUACUCAAAGCUGGGGCUAUUUCAUUACCAAACAUGAUUUCUGUCCUGCCGGUUCUCCUGAAGAAUAUUUGUCCCUUUUUUACAACCAGAUGUUGUUCUAUAUGAAGGCGUAGUAUCAAUGUUUAAUGUAAGAAUUUAUACUAUAAGGAGAGUUCAGGGUGGAGACAUGGAUUAUGUCACGUAUGCAGUUUAACUUUCGCUUUUCACUGCCCACUUUUCAAUCAGUCUAAUCUUCUACACCCUUUGUUUUCUUAUCACUUGAAGUAUGAAAAAAUAUACAUUUAUAUAUAUAUUCUAUAUGAGCUAUCAGGUGCUUCUUGUCACUCAGAUACUAUUUUAUGUAUAGAAGUAUUUGCAAUACAGUGUAACUCAAAGAGGAACUAAAUUUCUGUUUGAUUUAUUAAACAAUGAUUUGUACUCA
Messenger RNA from Labrus bergylta (ballan wrasse), 3518 nucleotides. RefSeq names its product sorting nexin 9b (gene snx9b). The record is from RefSeq and is a predicted model, not a curated record. Gene Ontology annotation, cellular component: plasma membrane; cytoplasmic vesicle. Gene Ontology annotation, molecular function: protein binding; phosphatidylinositol binding. Lineage: Eukaryota; Metazoa; Chordata; Actinopteri; Labriformes; Labridae. Gene Ontology annotation, biological process: intracellular protein transport; plasma membrane tubulation; mitotic cell cycle.